AUGUCCACCAAGGUUAUCGUCAUCGGCGCAGGUAUUGCAGGGCCCGUCCUUGCGACCUUCCUCAAGCUCAAAGGUUAUGAGCCGGUUAUUUAUGAGCGGUCGCCGGCAUUUGUUGAGAAUGGCCUGGCUCAUGCGCUGCAGCCGAACGGCCUUCGAGUCCUGGGUCUACUUCCGGGCGUGGUCGAGAGACUCAAAGGUUUUGAAAUACAGAAGAUCAUGCAGAUCUCCGCAAUGGAGGGACACGAGCAGGUCCUCGGACAAGUCGACACUUCUUACCUCAAGGGGCAGAUCGGAUUCUCCAUCACGGGUGUCCAGCGUGCCACGCUGCACAAGCUGCUCCUCACUGUCGCUGAGGAGCAUGGCGUCAAGGUUAAUUGGGGGCACCAUGCAAUCUCCUUCAAGCAAAGCGAGAACGAGGUUCAGGUCACGUUCGAGAACGGGCACAAGGACACGGCAAGCUUGGUGGUUGGAUGCGACGGCUUGCACAGUGACACGCGCAUUGCUCUUUUUGGAAACGACAAACCCGAAUUUACAGGCCAGGUGCAGAUAGGAGGCUUCGCGCCGUCUUCGGUCGCCUUCGAGCGUAAUGCGCUCCUGAGUAUAUUUCACGACGGAAUGCAUAUGCUCACUCACGCAUUCGAUGAGCACCAACAUGUGUGGAUUGUCACGAUGCGAGAGGCAGAGUGUAAGGAAGACCGCGGGGAUAGAGAUGCGAAGACGGUAGAGGAGACGAGGCGCGGACCCUUGUCAAAGUGGUCUUUUGGAGCGGGAGAUCUUGUCAAGAAUGCCACCAAGAUCACCAAGUACGGGCUAUACGAUCGACCCGAGCUCAAGACCUGGCACAAGGGAAGAGUUGUUCUUCUGGGAGAUGCCGCCCAUCCCACCAGUCCCCAUCUCGGACAGGGAGCAAGUCAGUCUUUUGAGGAUAUAUACCACCUCAUCCGCGUUCUCCUCAAGUACAAUCCAGACGCGAGUUCUCCGUCGACAGACACGUUGCACAAGGCUUUCACGGAGUACGAGAUUAUCCGUGUUCCUGCGAGCACGAGGAUCGUCAAAGGUGCGCGAGAGCAGGGUGAGAUCAGAGCAGUUGAAGGUCUCGAGCGCGGUCUCGCACGCAACAGGAAGGUGCAGGAGGAUUGGAAGGACGAGGAGGUUACCAAGCAGCGGAUGCUGUCUACUCUGUCGGGGUCGUUCAAGAAGAGCGAGAUCUAA
This is a messenger RNA of Coniophora puteana RWD-64-598 SS2, 1212 nucleotides long. RefSeq names its product FAD/NAD(P)-binding domain-containing protein. Bases 1 to 1212 code for a protein of 403 amino acids. NCBI's taxonomy places the organism in Eukaryota, Fungi, Basidiomycota, Agaricomycetes, Boletales, Coniophoraceae. Gene Ontology annotation, molecular function: monooxygenase activity; FAD binding. The record is from RefSeq and is a predicted model, not a curated record. The transcript is spliced from 6 exons.